AUGCCAUGCAGCAGUAUGAGGCGGCUACUGCCACCAACAGUUCUGCUACUUCUAGUUUCAGCUGGAGUGCUAGUUGCAGGUCUCCCAAAGGCUGUGGUGCUCCUAGAUCCUCCAUGGGCUAGAGUGCUCCAAGAAGACAGUGUGACUCUGAAGUGCCAGGGCACCUAUCCUCCUGGGGACAAUGCUACCCAGUGGCUACAUAAUGGAAGCCUCAUCUCAAGUCAGACCUUCAGCUACUUCAUUGAAUCUGCCAGAGUUAAGGACAGUGGAGAGUACAAGUGCCAAACAAGCCUCUCCACACUCAGUGACCCAGUACAACUAGAAGUCCACAUUGGCUGGCUGUUACUCCAGACCACUCAGGAGGUGUUCCAGGAAGGAGAGACCAUUUGGCUGAAAUGUCACAGUUGGAGAAACAAACCUGUGCAAAAGGUCACGUAUUUACAGGAUGGCAAAGGCAUGAAAUAUUUUCACCAGAAUUCUGACUUCUACAUUCCAAAAGCCACACGCAAUCACAGCGGCUCCUACUUCUGCAGGGGUCUUAUCGGGUCCAAAAACAAGUCUUCAGAGGCUGUGAAGAUUAUGGUUCAAGGUCCAGGAUCUCCAACCAUCUCACCAGUCCUGCCGUGGCCCCAAAUCACUUUCUGCCUGGUAAUGGGAGUAUUGUUUGCUGUAGACACAGGACUAUAUUUCUCUGUGCAGAGAAACCUUCAAAGCUCAAUGGAAGACAGGAGGAAACACAAAUUUCAGUGUCGCCUAGAUAUUCAGGACAAAUGACCCCUUGUCUCCCAGGGCAAUAAGAGCAGUGGCCACAGAAUCUAUGAACCUCUCUCUGGUUAUCUACAUCAGACAUCUGGAGCAGCAGGGGAAUACAACUCAGAGCCUAGGCUCAGGCCCUCCUCUAACUCUCUUGGUCUCCAAUAAAAAGGACAAGCUUACAACCUUCAAGGGCCCACAAAGAAUCCCUGGUGUGUAACACCUCUCUAUUGAAAUCUCAUCCAGUUCUGAAAUCUCAUCCAGUUCCUCACAGCAAAGUGACAACCCGGGCUCUGGAAGUCGACCCUUUAAAAGUAGAAUAACUAGCCAGGCACUGGUGGCUCACGCCUGUAAUCCUACCUACUCAGGAGGCUGAGAUC
Messenger RNA from Dipodomys spectabilis (banner-tailed kangaroo rat), 1133 nucleotides. It is a transcript of the gene Fcgr3a, whose product is annotated as Fc fragment of IgG receptor IIIa. The transcript is spliced from 5 exons. The coding region runs from base 1 to 774 and encodes 257 amino acids. The record is from RefSeq and is a predicted model, not a curated record. Gene Ontology annotation, molecular function: transmembrane signaling receptor activity. NCBI's taxonomy places the organism in Eukaryota, Metazoa, Chordata, Mammalia, Rodentia, Heteromyidae. Gene Ontology annotation, biological process: cell surface receptor signaling pathway; regulation of immune response.